This is a messenger RNA of Archocentrus centrarchus (flier cichlid), 1816 nucleotides long. RefSeq lists its product as uncharacterized. The transcript has 11 exons. The record is from RefSeq and is a predicted model, not a curated record. Bases 283 to 1353 code for a protein of 356 amino acids. Lineage: Eukaryota; Metazoa; Chordata; Actinopteri; Cichliformes; Cichlidae.
UGUUUAGUCUAGUCAACGAUAUAAGUGUUAGUUUCCCAAAAGAGUUGGUGUCAUUCCAGGGAGUUAAAUUUAAGUAACUCUAUCUGGUGUUAAGUUUAAAAUCAACACCUGACAGAGUUGCUCCCAGAAUUUCAACGUAUCUGUGACGUGUUUGUUCAAGAGCGGGGACAGCAGCAGUCUCAUGCAGUCUGGAGCUUACAUCGUGAAAAGGUGGGGACUGGUUGGCAUGACUUGUGCAUAUGAGAAUCAAAGAAGCAUUUCCGCAGUCGAUUUCAUUACAUCAUGUUGGUGAAGGUGAGAUUUGGAGAAACGCAGAAGUAUGUCAAAGUAGCUGAGACUGAAGAUGGUUAUGAUGACUUCAGCACAUUUCUUCAGAAAGUCAUUGUGAAGCUAGGUCUUGCUCUUGAGACUGAGCUACACUUGACAGAUGAAUCAGGGACAGAAGUUGAUGCAGAUGUGUUUGAGGAUCUUUUGCAAGCAGGGAACCUUACUGUUAGGGUGACAACUGAGAAGUCAACAGUUGUGCUUCAACAUGAUUUAUCAUCUACUUCGCUGGAGUCAACCAUGUCAGACAAUUCAUCUGUGUCAGUUUCUGGAGACUCCUUGCUAGCAUCUUCUGACUCAUCUGAUGCCACAGUGAUUGUUCACACAAACGGAGGGACGAGAACACAUGCUGAACGGGAAGCAGCAAAAGAGAUGGUGAGAAAUGCUCUCCAGGUUAAACCAGGUGGACAGGUUAUUUUGGAUGAAUACGAUAAACUGCGAUCACUGACGGAUGGCACAAGAAGACGUUUGGUAAACCUCCUUGUGGCCAACAUGGUUGAAAUUCAUGGGAUGAUCCCACCAGUCUCUGUGAGAACUAAAUAUGCUUUGGGCAUCAUCUCUCUAUUUCCCAGCCUCAAAGAUCCAUAUUCAGACAAUGGAUAUGAACACUUCUAUGACCAACAGAGUGGAUCUGGCUACUUGGCUUGGAGAAUAAAAACUGUUCAGCGCAACUCGGCAGCUCAGUACCGGAGAUCCUCCACCAGCACAGCCUAUCAAGAUAGUCCAAAGAGAAAGAGAGAGGUUUCCUGCACCGAUAAGCAGCUGCUUGGUGAGGAGUGUCGUGAAGCGAUAUCCUUUUUGAAAUAUUCAACUGAUGAAUCGGCAGUCAAAGAGAAGAUGAGGGCCACAUUUCAGUAUCGUCAAACACUGGUUCAAGAUCAACAGUGCUCUUCAACAGUCUUGGAUGUCUUCCCACGAUUCCUUAACAUCACUGGCUUGAUUGACCAGGACUUCACCAUGAUGUUUGGAGAGGAGGUGUCGGGCAGAUUUUUGGCAAAAUGGCCUACUUUUUUCAACCUAGGAUCCUGACAGAGUGCAGAAAACUGACUUCUAAUGAGCACAUUGAAGAGCUCUUGUAUUCGCAGCACGACACAGGCUGGGACAGUGACCUGUCAAGCAUUCUACUGUUGCUUCACUUGCUUCCACCUACCUCCAAAGGCCACAAGAAGAGUGCCAAAAUCAGCUCAUGUCAAGCUGUGGACCAUGUUGUGAGAUAUCUGCAGAUGGGAGCCAGUGUCGAAACCUUCCUUGCUGGUGUGGAACCGGGACAGCCCUUCCUCCUGUGUGUUGGUGAAAACAAGAGCAGCAUCCAAAGAUACUACAUCAUCAUUGAUCACAAGGCCGUCCCUUGCAAGGCACAGACCUCCUUGGCAGCUUUCGAUGAGCUCUUCAAGGCACACUUCAUCUUCAGCGUCAACUACCAUGAAUCCCUCUAUAACUUCUAUACGUUCAUCCAAACCACAGUUUUUAACAUUGAUGUGGGACAUGCCAA